Messenger RNA from Eriocheir sinensis (Chinese mitten crab), 5839 nucleotides. Its product is annotated as protein Wnt-6-like. Gene Ontology annotation, cellular component: extracellular region. Gene Ontology annotation, molecular function: cytokine activity; frizzled binding. The transcript has 9 exons. Gene Ontology annotation, biological process: cell fate commitment; canonical Wnt signaling pathway; multicellular organism development. The coding region runs from base 1581 to 2882 and encodes 433 amino acids. Lineage: Eukaryota; Metazoa; Arthropoda; Malacostraca; Decapoda; Varunidae. The record is from RefSeq and is a predicted model, not a curated record.
UGGUAACCUUGUGAGGGACUACUGUUACUGCACUACUGUUUCCGUGGAGUGUUACUGUUACUUUCUAGCACCCCAAGUGUUAGUAACCUUGUGAGGGACUACUGUUACUGCACUACUGUUUCCGUGGAGUGUUACUGUUACUUUCUAGCACCCCAAGUGUUAGUAACCUUGUGAGGGACUACUGUUACUGCACUACUGUUUCCGUGGAGUGUUAAUGUUACUUUCUACCAUCUCAAGAGUUAGUGUGACCUUAUGGAACUACUGUUUACUACGCUAAUGUUUCACCGCGUUAGUGGUGUUACUUUCGACCCUUGCAAGUGAAUGAGUACUGUUGUUGGACUUAUAUUUCAUCGUGUUGAUGGUGCUACUCGAUACCCUUGAAAGUGUAAAUAGCCUUGAGGACAAUAUAAGGUGCUCUACUGUUCCUUUUUUUGCGUCGCCCCCUCCGUCACGUGCUACUGUUCGUGGGUACUUUUACGUCCUUCUGAGCGGUUGUCGUGUCCUUGCUACGCUACUGUUCUCUCAAGGCAUCUCUACUCCUGUCAAGGGUGCUCCUGUGUCCCCUCAAGCUGCGCCGUCCUUCCUCACGCGUUACCUGGUCAAAGAGGUGCUUCAGGUGACAGGCAGCUACCUGGACCUUAGUGAUCACUUGGAUGUGUUGCUCGUGAGGCUGCACUGGUGUGUAAAUGUUGGAUAAAAGAUUGUGACCUAAAGGAGUGGAGGAAGUGCUGCUAAAGGGCUGAGGGGAGUGAAGAGGGGAACGAAGUUGGUGAAGAGAAAGAAGAAUGGGAAGAUAAUAGUGUGAAGAGAAGGAAUACUGUGAAGGGGAAUGAAGAGUGUGUAGAGAAGGAAAAGUGUGAAGAAGAUAAAACUGAAAACAAUAAGAACAAAACAUGCACGAAGACAAAGUAAUAAAAUAUAAAACACUUGAAAUGACAUGAAUAAAACACGGAGAGAAAAAAUAAACAUUCGAAGCGUAAAAAUAUAUCUUGAAAACAUAAAUUAAAACACCUACAACACUCCAAAAGAAAAAAAGAAAACAAAAUAUAUAAAACACGAAAAGAAAAAAACUAAAACACUCGAAAAGAUAAAAGAAGAAAACGCUCGAAAAGAAAACAAAUACAAAACGUACUGAAAAAGAAAACCCCCAAACAUUCGACACGAGAAAGCCAACACACUCGCAUUCAGAAAAACAAACAAACGCAGCAGCCCGCACUCGGAAACAUCACGUCCUGCUCUGCUCUGGUUAUCUCUCCGUCUGGCGCGGUUUCUGGAGCGUGUGUGCUUCGUGCGAUAAGUGAUUCAGCGCUUCGAGACACUGAUUCGGAGAUACGGGAGACGGUGUACGUGUGUGUGUGUGUGUGUGUGUGUGUGAACGCGGCCCCCUGUGUGUGUGUGUGUGUGUGUGUGUGUGUGUGUGUGUGUGUGUGUGUAAAACGAGAACAUAAACGGUAAAAACGACCAUUAAAACAGCCAAGAGAACCAUGAAGUAGAAAGUCGGUGUAAACAAACGUAACUAAACCACCACCACCGCCUCCACCACCACCACCACUUCGAGAGAGACAGGGAUAUACAGUACUAUGGCCCCGUCUUCCCUGCUGCUGUGCCUCCUGUUCUGUGCCUCGCUGUGUCACCUCGCGCACGCCCUCUGGUGGUCCCUCGGUCACCGCCCCGUCAUGGACCACUCACGCAUCUGCCGCAAGAGGAGUCGCCGCCUCUCCAAGGACCCCCAGAGCGCCAUCUGCCGCCAGGAGCCGCCCAUGUUCCCCUUCAUCCUGGAGGGGUCGCUGAAGGCCAUGAAGGAGUGCCAGACGCAGUUCAGCAGCCACCGCUGGAACUGCUCCGACAACCGACGCUCGCUGAAGAGAGUGCUGAGUAGAGACACACCCGAGACCGCCUUCCUCAACGCCGUGGUCUCCGCCGGGGUGACGCACGAGAUCACGGCUGCCUGCUCACGCGGCGACCUCCUUCAGUGCUCCUGCAGCAGACGCUCCCUCGGGGCGGCCUCGCUGGGGCGGAUGAAUCGAAAACCAAAAAAAAACCGGCGGAACAGGAUCGAGAAGCAAUGGUACUCCGGGCGGAAGAAAAGAGGAAGACGGAAGGAAAAAGGAAAACGAGAACGAUACAGCGAGAGAAGAUGGGAGGAGAGACGCGAAUACCAGGAGAAAACAAACCCUCCCCUUUCCUCCCUGUCUGGUGUGACUGGGGAGGAAGGAGGAGGGGAUGGGGAGGUAAAGCAUGGGGAGGGAGGAAUACCCGGGGUGCCCGACGGGGAGUGGCACUGGAGUGGAUGUGACGACAACGUGGGCUUCGGGUACCGCAUCGCUCGAGACUUCAUGGACUCGCGUUACUUGCUGGGGCGGGAGAGCCAGGACAUCAGGAGUAUUGUGAUGCUCUGGAACAACGAGGCGGGACGAAGGGCCGUAAGGAACAACCCGGUACCGCAUUGCAAGUGUCACGGCCUGUCCGGCUCCUGCACCCACAGAACCUGCUGGCGACGACUCCCCACCUUCAGGAGCGUCGGGCGUCACCUCAAGGACAAGUUCAGCGCUGCGACCAAGGUGACCGCCAGCAACGACGGCAAGACGGUGUUCCCCGCCACCAGCAACGUGCGCGCGCCCAGGAAGCAGGACCUCGUCUUCCUCGAGGACUCGCCCAACUUCUGCAGCCCCAACAAGAGGACGGGCUCGCUGGGUACCAAGGGAAGGGUCUGCAACACCACCUCCUAUGACCUCAACGGCUGCGAGCUCCUGUGUUGUGGCCGAGGAUUCACGCAGGAGGAAAGAUGGGUGGAGGAGAACUGCCGGUGUCGCUUCAGGUACUGCUGCGAGGUGACCUGUCAGACGUGCCGGGUCAAGCGGAUCAUCUCCCACUGCAGAUAAUACAGUGUUCCCGGCGAGGCGAGGCGGCGCGAGGGAACGGAGAAAAAGGAAAGAGAAAAAAGGGCAGCCGAGUCUUUUAAGCAGCCACUGACCGGGGCGAGAGAGGAGUUGCGUGCGUAGAUGCAUAUGUGUGUGUUUGUGUGUGUUGUGGGGGGUGCGGGGGGUGACUGGUUGAGGGUGUGUGGGUGUGUUUGUAUGGGUGUAUGUUUUUUAUAUAAGUGUAGGUGGGAGGGAGAAUAAUAGGUGUAGGUAUGGGUGGUUGGGGGUGUGUUUGUAUGGGUGUAACGUGUGUGUGUGUGUGUGUGUGUGUGUGUGUGUGUGUGUGUGUGUGUGUGCGGGGGGUGACUGGUUGAGGGUGUGUGGGUGUGUUUGUAUGGGUGUGUGUUUUUGUAUAUAUGUGUAGGUGGGAGGGAGAAUAAUGAGUGUAAGUAUGUGUGGUUGUGUGUUUGUAUGGGUGUAACGUGUGUUUGUGUGCGUGUGUGUGUGUGUGUGUGUGUGUGUGUGUGUAGGUGGUAAGGGGAAUUGUGUGGGUGUGGGUAGGUGUUUGUGUGACUUAGUGUGUUUGUUCGGGUGUUUCUUGGUGUGUGUGUGUGUGUGUGUGUGUGUGUGUGUGUGUGUGUGUGUGUGCGUGUGUGUGUAGGAAUAGCGUGGGUGUGGAUCGGUGUGGGUGUGUUUGUGUGGAGUUUAUUGAGUAAGAUGGACGGAAGGAGAUUAAGGAGGAGGUAUUGAGGGAAGAAGAAGAGGAGGAGGAGGACAUGAUAUUACACAAGGCAGGAGGAGGUAGCUAGAAGGAGGAGGAAAAAAUGCGUGUGUGUGUGUGUGUGUGUGUGUGUGUGUGUGUGUGUGUGUGUGUGUGUGUGUGUGUGUGCGUGCUCUGCCUUGGUGUUCCUGUGAUAGGGUGUAGCCAGGGCUGGGGGGGGUGAACACUCGCUUCCCAGGAUCUCUGCCACAGCUUUAAGUCACUGGUGUGUGUGUCGGGGUGGGGUGAGGCGGGGCACUCAACACACACACGCAUGUAAAUACACUUAGAAUAUGAGACUCAGCACACUGGAAGCACACACUCGGUAAUACACUCACUUAUAAAUGUAUUAACAGAAAAAUACAGUUAAUAUAAAAAAGUUAACACAGUGAAAAAUACACACAUAGAAAUUCACAGGAAAAUACAGUUGACAUAUAAAAAAUAAUACAAUGAAAAAAAUCACAUGUAUAAAUGAUGAUACACAAUAUACAGUUAACUCAAUGUGCCUAAUAGUGUAAUGAAAUACACAUGCUCAUAUACUCUAUAGCACUACUUACAUGUUAAUACACUUAGUUUAUAUGUAUCACUGCAAUGCAUUUAUACAUAAGGUAAUACUCAUUAUAUGUAUGUGUCAUUGUAUACUUAAUGCUUACUACCAUUAAUAUGCAUUAGUGCAAGAAAAUAUACACACAGCAUAUACAGUCUGUAGAAAAGGUAUCCAUCACCCAAAGAGAGCGAUACGUUGUGCCACAUGGAAUGAGGAUUUCUAAAUACUCACCUUUUUUUCGUUCGUCCUAUAACACUGGUAGGCCUUCAUGAUGGGACCUGCUGGCUAGCCCCACUCUGUAAUGGUGCAGGCAAGUGUUUUAUAGUGGUGCCAUCUUGCUUUGCUCAUGCUGACCCCUAAAGCUCAUUUUUCAUCCUCUUUAUAGAGUUUAUCUUGAGUCUGGGCUGAUACGUGGUCUUCAGGACAGCACGUUGGUAGUCUUAGGCCACUCGCCCUAAUAUGCACCUCAGCCUUGAACACACACCUGAGUUACAUAAAUUACACCUGCAUUACUUCACAGGGUUGGUACACCUUUCCUUGUGUGUUUGUUUUGUAGGAAUAUGUUAACAAAUUAUAAAACUUCAGCAUUUUUUAGAGCAGUGUAAAAGAGUAACAGCACAACAGGUAUUCAUGUUGUAAGAGUGAUGGAACGUUAACACAGUGAGGUGGAGAGCACUUUUCUGCAACCUGUACAGUGAAAGCUAAUGCUGAUGAUAACCACGAGUUUGUACAGUGAGUAUAACUUUUAGUGUUAACCCAAGGAACACAUGAUGACGGGAGGUGUGUGUGUUAUAUAUUUGUGUGUUUUGAGAUGAAUUUUGAUAGUCGUAAUGAUAAUAAUGAUAUGGAGGAAAAGUUUAUUUAUAUAAUUAUUUUCAUUAUUAUUAUUAUUAUUAUUAUUAUUAUUAUUAUUAUUAUUAUUAUUAUUAUUAUUAUUAUUAUUAUUAUUAUUAUUAUUAUUAUUAUUAUUAUUAUUAUUAUUAUUACCAUUAUUAUUAUUAUUAUCAUUAUCAUUAUUAUUAUUAACAUUAUUAUUACUUUUAUCAUUAUUUUUGUAUAUGUAUGUCAAUUUUUCUUUUCUUGAUUUUCUCUCUGAUAUAUAUUUAACCCAAUAAUUUCAGUGCUACAGAAAUUAUUUAAUAUGUUUAUUGUUAAUUUAGAGGAAUUUGCGUCCACAUAAUUGCUGUACGGUUUUUUUUUCAAACAGGAUAGUCAGGAGGUGUAGAAAAUAUAGUAAGUGUGUGUGUGUGUGUGUGUGUGUGUGUGUGUGUGUGUGUGUGUGUGUGUGUGUGUGUGUGUGUGUGUGUGUGUGUGUGUUUGUGUGUGUGUGUGUGUGUGUGUGUGUGUGUGUGUGUGUGUGUGUGUGUGUGUGUGUGUGUGUGUGUGUGUGUGUGUGUGUGUGUGUGUGUGUGUGUGUGUGUGUGUGUGUGUGUGUGUGUGUUUGUGUGUGUGUGUGUGUAAUCCAAAACGCUUAGUCACUAUUCAUGCCAAGAUUCAGUGUGCGUAUGUAUGUAUGUAUGUAUGUAUGUACGUAUGUGUGUUUGUAUACAAUUAUAAUAGCAAUAGUCAUAGGGCUGCCUUAGGUGUAUGUAAUUCUAUCGCCAGUUAAUGCUAAGUUAAAGAAGUCACAUUAAUUUAUAAGAACAAAAAAUACAAUAACACAAAAAAAUA